Panicum virgatum (switchgrass) is the source of this 954-nucleotide messenger RNA. RefSeq lists its product as uncharacterized. The transcript is spliced from 3 exons. Bases 236 to 703 code for a protein of 155 amino acids. The record is from RefSeq and is a predicted model, not a curated record. Gene Ontology annotation, cellular component: chloroplast. Lineage: Eukaryota; Viridiplantae; Streptophyta; Magnoliopsida; Poales; Poaceae.
ACAAUAUAUAAUUUGUAUUGUUUUCUCUUAAACCGUAGCUCGCUCGUGUACAUGUAACUUUGUAAGUGAUUUAGACCACCCUAUCCAAAAGGAAACGCCGAAACGCCUAAGAAAUCCUCUCGUCUUCCCAUAAACCAGUCGGCCAAGCGAAAAAAAAAGGGAAGCUAAGCGAGGACUGAAACUGAAGCCAAAUUGAGAUAAGAGGCGGAGGAGCAAGGAGCGCGCUCUGGCCAAGAUGAUGUCGCCGGCUUCCACCUACCCGCUCCCCUUCGCCGCCGCUGUAUCCCUUCUUCCUCACCGCGUUUCCCUUCAGCUCUCCUGCGCUACUGGGUGGAGGAGCAGAAGCCGCCGCCUGGCGGUGCUGCGCGCGGCAACGGCGGAGGCGGCGGCGCCCGCCUACACCUCCGACUCCCUCAUCCUCUAUUUCAAGGCGGAGGGCACUAUGGAAGAGAGGGCCAUUCCCAAGAUCACUGAAACGCUCGAGGGUAUGGAAGGGGUCAAGGACCUGGAGGUGCUCAUCGAAGAAGGCAUUGCAAGUGUUGUGUUAACAAAGGAGACAACAGUACAAGCUACCGGAGUGGCCUCGAACCUAGUGGAAGCCAUACAGGGAGCUGGGUUCAAACUGCAAACACUAAGCCUCAGCUUCGAUGAUUUUGAUGAGGCAAAAUCAGGAGUUGGAGGUGGUGUUCAACCCAGCGUGUGAGCUAAUUUGUGUUGUCAUGUGUUGUGCCAAAUUCAUAUAACUCGCUCUCAUUCCCUGAUGGUUCCUUCAGAUUUUAUUUAGCUUCUGUACCAUUCUGCCCCUUGCCUUGUAAUAUUUGAGCAUGACCUCAUCAUUUCUAGCAAAAUUGUCAAGAAAGCUAUGAGUCUUUUCUGUACUUUUGUUUUUUCUUGAAUUGGAUCUAUUGUUCAAGUUUAUAUAUGGAAGGUUAAUCUCAGAUUGAAUUAGAUUAA